Molecule: messenger RNA, 1029 nt
Organism: Opisthocomus hoazin
Lineage: Eukaryota; Metazoa; Chordata; Aves; Opisthocomiformes; Opisthocomidae
Source: RefSeq, a predicted model, not a curated record
UUAGGUUACCGUCCCAUUCCAACAGACCCUUACCUGGGAGGGAAUUCACCCUUGCCACCCCCCGUAAGUGACAGGAUGAGAAAGAGACGGGCUUUUGCUGAUAAAGAGCUGGAGAACAUUAUGCUAGAGAGAGAGUAUAAAGAGAGAGAGAUGAUGGAAGCUACACAAGCAGCUGCCCUUUUCCUCCCUAACCGCAUGGUGCAUGGAGCAGAAUACAACUCGUAUAAACCAGCCUUCAACACUACUCAAGCUGAUACUCCAAACAAGGAGUUUUGCGGUUUCUUACCAACCUGCCUUGAUCUAACCAUGCAAUAUUCAGGAUCCAGCAACAUGGAACUAAUUUCUUCAAAUGUCAGUGUAGCUACUACCUACAGGCAGUAUCCCCUGUCUUCCAGGUUCUUAGUGUGGCCAAAAUGUGGCCCCAUUAGCGAUGCUCUCCUCUACCAGCAGUGCCUGUUAAAUGCUGCUGCUGUCCAAACUCUCAAACCUGGGGCAGGUUGGGAUGCCAAGGUCUCACAAAGUCAUGACUGUCCAAACGCUGAGCAUGACAUCGUGUCUCCAAAACUGGAAAAUUCACUCAUUCUGACCCAUGCGCAGGACAUUCAGCAGUCAUGUAGUGAGAUACUGUGCCUUCCUCAGGAAGCUCGUGAGAGGUCAGCUUUCUCUCCUCCAAAAAGAACUUUCUCUCAGAUUUCUGACGAGGAUUCUCUGGCUCCUCAGGAACAGGUAUUAAGCAAGAUCAGCAAAGACAGUACCAAGCCCCCUCCACUGCUCAAAUACAAUCCAUUUCAGUCACUGUUCCAGCAGACGUUUCCUGACAGAUCAGGAGCAGAGUUGAGAACAUCAUUUGUGAAAGAGACUUUUGAAGACGCUUCUAAGAAAUACAGAGAGUGCACCAUUAAAGAGAACCCAAAAUACAAGUUUACAAUUGACAAAUGCACAAAAGACUUCUUUGGGGCCAAACAGGCAGCAACAAAACUUUCAGCAACUGAGCCACUGUCAUUUUCAGUUGAAUCCAUCCUUAAAUGA